Messenger RNA from Cryptococcus deneoformans JEC21, 838 nucleotides. Its product is annotated as ATP-binding cassette (ABC) transporter, putative. The coding region runs from base 57 to 758 and encodes 233 amino acids. Gene Ontology annotation, molecular function: ATP binding; ATP hydrolysis activity. Lineage: Eukaryota; Fungi; Basidiomycota; Tremellomycetes; Tremellales; Cryptococcaceae. The transcript has 3 exons. The record is from RefSeq and is a predicted model, not a curated record.
UCUUCCUGUUACUUACCCGCUAUUUCAACUGUCAAAAGCCCGUAAACUGGCUCGCCAUGCCUCGACCCUUCUUGACAAUCAAGGAUCUUACAAUAAAUCGAGACUCCGGCUCGCCCAUCCUCGACAAUCUCUCCUUGGAUGUGUCCGAGGGUGAAGUCCUUGUCAUCCGAGGUCCCUCUGGGUCAGGUAAAUCGACACUGCUCAAAUGCAUGGCCGAAUUGAACCUUUACCAAUCCGGUGCCAUCGAAUUGCACGGCCAGUCUUCCCAAGAAAUGGGUGUUCCCAACUGGCGAGUAAAGGUUCAGUAUGUCCCGCAAAGACCGAGCAUCUUGCCUGGCACUCCUUACGACCUACUGGAAACAAUCAAAAAGUUCUCUGCUAGAAAGGCUAGUCAAGAGGCCAAGGAGAACGGAACGGGAGACAGGAUUGAUCCUAUGGAUCUUGCGGCAGAUUGGGGAAUUGAAAAAACCAUGUGGAGAAGGAACUGGGAUACACUGAGUGGAGGAGAAGCUCAGCGAUUAGCUUUGGCGCUGGCUGUUGGCAUUGGAGGCGCAGAGGUAUUACUUUUGGACGAACCUACGUCGGCGUUGGAUGAAGAGUCAUCGAAACGUGUUGAGCGAAGCUUGGUCAACUUGUUAGAUAAUCAAUCAUCUCGCGGCAGGGACACGGGGCUCAAGGCGCUUGUAUGGAUCACACAUUCCGCUGAGCAAGCUGAAAGGGUGGCUACAAGAACAUUUGACGUUCAGCUGCGGAGAUAGAGCCGUAGAUUCUCAGUUAAUAAUAAUGCAAACGUCAUGUUGAUAUACGUAAUUUUACAAUGCUACUUCUCAUAUUUCCC